AUGGUUUUGGAAGCUGGUUCAAAUCCGAUAGAAACAAUCAAACACCCUGGGGAAUUCGACACAAUGUUGAAAACAGUUUUAUAUCCUAAAGAUUUCGAUUCAGUCUCAGGUUGGAUACCCGAUGUUGGUGAUGGAAGUAUUUUAAAUGAACCGGUAAGAAAUCUUGCAAAUGAUGCCGAUUUAGCUAGAGUGAGAGUUGUUGCUCGAAACACGAUAGAAAGAGUAGGACGAGCAGUUAAUCAUGAAUUCGAAAAACGAGUACUUCAGUAUAAUAAUGUUGUUGAGAAUAAUAGGUGGGGUAAUUACGUAAAUUGGAAAUUAUAUCCUUUAUUCGGUCUGUUGGAACAUAGAAAAGUUUCCAUAGGCUUACCAUAUAAAAUUCAUCUACAAAGAGAAAUCAACGACGAUAAGAUAUUCUUUGGAGAGAAUGGUUCAGAUGCAAAAUUAGAAAUAACGAAUCUCCAACUUUUCAUACCCGUAAUAACACCAUCAAUUGAAGUAGAAACGAGAAUAUUCAACUCGUUAACUAAAGAUAUUGAAAUAGCUUUUCUUCAUCGCAAUAUGGUGGUUAGCAUGACUUUAACGGGAGAAUCCACCACAUGGCCAAUCACUAACACUAUUAAACCAGCAAGAUAUUUAAUAGUUGGUUUCAAGAACUUACCAGAUUCUCAAACGAAUAACAAUAAUUUCAUUAGAGUGGCAAUGAACCAAACUCAAGAUCCUUUAAUCCAUAAAGUUCAAGUAAGAUUAAACAACGAUAAUUAUUCUAACCAACCUUUAACAAUUAAUCCAACCACAAAGGAUUAUAAUGAAUUGUAUAGAAACUAUAAAAAUAUGUGUGAAUUAUUCGGAAAUCUACCUCAGUUUGAAUAUGUAGAUUUUGCACUUAAUCAUCCAAUCUUCUGUUUUGAUCUAUCAGCUCACCAAGAAGAUCUUUUCAAAACAGGAGAGAACAUAAAUAUUCAUAUUGAAAAAACACAAGGAGAUGUAACAGCCGGUACAGUAGCUGGUGGUACAGCUGCCGUAGUCAAAGCUGCCAACGCAAAGAAAGCUGCUGAUGCAGAAGCUGCUGCUACAAAAGCUGCCAACGCAAAGAAAUCAGCCGAAGAUCAUAGACGCAAUUUAGUAAUGGAAAAGUUGGCAGCAGAGGUUAAAAAACCUAAAACGGAAAAGAAAGGUUCAGGAGUGGGAGAAAUGAUAGGCACAAUGAAAGAAUUUGGAAAAAGAUUUAGUGAAGAAACCAAGAAAACUGUUAAACAAGGAUUAAAUAAAUUAGUAGAUAGUAUUGACACAGGAGAAAUCAAAGUCAAACAUAAGGGUAAUGGAAUAUUUUUAAAAAACAUACGCACUGGAGAAGGAAUAUAUCUUUCGAAGUAUAAAGGAGAAGGAGUUAUUUUUGGAAAAAAUUAA
This is a messenger RNA of Lottia gigantea (owl limpet), 1410 nucleotides long. RefSeq lists its product as hypothetical. The coding region runs from base 1 to 1410 and encodes 469 amino acids. The transcript has 2 exons. Lineage: Eukaryota; Metazoa; Mollusca; Gastropoda; Lottiidae. The record is from RefSeq and is a predicted model, not a curated record.